Messenger RNA from Penaeus vannamei (Pacific white shrimp), 1400 nucleotides. NCBI's taxonomy places the organism in Eukaryota, Metazoa, Arthropoda, Malacostraca, Decapoda, Penaeidae. The record is from RefSeq and is a predicted model, not a curated record.
GGUUAAAUGGAGAGAAAACCCCACUGCCCCUGUGCUGUCCUGAGGGUCUGAUCUUUGACGUAUACCAUAAUUGCUCUUCGCCACCAGUGGGCUGGAAUUGGAAGCCCAAACUGUCUGGAGAACCGAGUGCAAUUUUCACAUUUAGAGGAUUCCCAAACUGUAAAUUGAAUGAACCUGUGUCCAUUUACCAGAAAGAAGUUUUAUUUGAUGAUGGAGAUGCUUUUGUACCCCACUAUAUACAGUUGAAUGCAGUACCCUUGUCCAAAUAUUGUGUUACAAAGGUGUACGAGAACAGUGACCCCGAGGAGUGCGAGACCCAUCAGACCAAGGUCUUCGUCUGUGUUGAGCCAAAGGAGCCAGAGCUUGGCCUCUACUGGACAGGGGUGGCCCUUGCACACUUCUUCCUUGUGCUUACACUUCUUGCAUACUUCUUUGUCAGGGACCUGAGAUGCCUGCAGGGUCAAUACAUGAUAUGCUUCCUGAUAUCUCUUCUCAUUUAUAAUGUCUGCCUGCUGCCAGGAUCAGUUCUCACUCUGGAUAUUAGCUUUGUAUCUUGUGUAUCUCUAGGUGCUGUUAAGUACUUCUUCUUCUGUGGAGUCAUGCUGUGGUUUAAUGUUAUUUGCUUUGACAUCUGGAGAACACUCAAGAACCGUCAGGAUGUUGGGUCCAGGAAGAGAUUCCUGAUCUACUCUGUUUAUACAUGGGUCUUUGGAGCUGUAUUAACAACAGUUGUUCUGGUGAUACCAUAUGCCUCUGGAGAAAAUCGUGAUGCAUCUCUUAUGGAACCAAUCAAGAAUAUGUGUAAACUAAAAACUGAUAUUAAUGUUAUAUUGCAACUUGUGGAGACCUUGUUGAUGAUAAUCAAUUUCAUCUUCCUAACUCUGGCUACUUCAAACACAUGUAAAUAUCCAAAAUUUGGCAAUGGUCUCCCACGAUGUGAAGCCAAUCUUAGUUUGAAACAAGGUUGGAAACUCUUCAUUAUUAUGAUAGGACAUACGCUGAUUGACAUACCAGAUGACAUAUUGGAGAUUGAGGUUGUUGACCUAUGGCGAUAUGUGUGCAUUGAAGCCAUAGCACUGUUUGCUGUGUUCGCCUAUCGAAAGACUGUGAUCAAAGCAAUAUAUCGUUGCUUCUGCCGGACUCCUUGUUAUCAUCCGGAUGAAGAAAUGUCUUCGGUCCAAGAGAAAGAUCAGCUUACAACAAUGAAUUGAGUUUGAGUGUCAAAGUUAUAUGGUAUAUAGUCUUGGACUAAAAAUUCUCAUUCAAAAUGUGUCUAACUGAGGGAUACCUUCAGUAGAUGACAUGGGCCAACAGUAGAUUUGUCAAGCAUACAGUAUUAGUAUUAUAGAGCACUGACCAAGUCUACAAAAUGAUAUUUUUAUGUAAAGGAGUGCACUCUA